Molecule: messenger RNA, 885 nt
Organism: Aspergillus melleus
Lineage: Eukaryota; Fungi; Ascomycota; Eurotiomycetes; Eurotiales; Aspergillaceae
Exons: 1
Coding region: 1-885 (294 amino acids)
Source: RefSeq, a predicted model, not a curated record
AUGAACGUGUUAGAGAUCGAUCCCGUCCACCUGAAGGAGGGCAGAGACCAGGCGUUUGAGAAAUGUCUGGAAGACAGACAUGCACUGGCUCGGGCCUUGAGAGCCGCGCGUACCAGGCAGGCUCUUGAGGAAAGUGCAACCUAUUUGAAGUGGAAUACAAUCCUUCGACCUGAUACUUUGGACCUUGCUUGCCCCCGUGUGGUGGCUUCGUAUCUCAUUCGAACUAAUCGGGAUGAUGAAUGCCAUGACUUUCUACGGCAGUAUACGCUUGCCAUUUGCAGAAGCAAAGGAUGGCUCAGUGACGAAGAAAUGACCAACGAGAGAAGUAGCGAUUCGUGGAACGACACUGAUUUGCUGCACAGCCCGUUCGUGCCAACUACCGUGCUCCUAUUCGCAACCCUUAUCAAAUUGCGGAUGCUCAGAGAACUGCAAAUGUUCGAUGAAUUCGACGGCGCGGUGUCAGAUUCGAUUGGCCACAGACUUCCUCUCGAGCUACUGGAGCUUGUACGGUCGCAUCUGCAUGACAAUCCGAUUUUAGCGAACACGCGUACCUCACGACGGAGCAACUACAAAGACGGAAUCUACCAUGUCAAAGCUCAAAUCGACAGGCUAUGGUGGGAGGUCCGACAACGGUGUAAAUACAUCUGGCCAUACCUGGUUGACCAUCGCGUGAUGCUGCGGCCCGAAUGUUGUCGACAUAAUCAUCGGAUGGGGCAUACUGGGUGCACCUUUUGUAAUCUCCAGGAUAUUGCCAGGUUUAAUAUCGAGGACGCAUGGAAGCAAUCGCCCGGUGCCCUUGCUUACAUUGCUGAAAUGGCUUUCAAGCACGAUGCGGCAUGUUUGGUUAGUGACGACGAUUUUAUUGAUCUUCGAGCAACUUUCUGA